Lineus longissimus is the source of this 9329-nucleotide messenger RNA. Its product is annotated as zinc finger protein 37-like. Gene Ontology annotation, biological process: regulation of transcription by RNA polymerase II. Lineage: Eukaryota; Metazoa; Nemertea; Pilidiophora; Heteronemertea; Lineidae. Gene Ontology annotation, cellular component: PcG protein complex; chromatin; transcription regulator complex. Gene Ontology annotation, molecular function: RNA polymerase II cis-regulatory region sequence-specific DNA binding; DNA-binding transcription factor activity, RNA polymerase II-specific. The coding region runs from base 165 to 1982 and encodes 605 amino acids. The record is from RefSeq and is a predicted model, not a curated record. The transcript is spliced from 3 exons.
AAGAAUCUGUUAUGGCCUCCAAAACAUAGGAAACCACCUCCAAACAAUCAAUGUUUUCAGGCAAAAUAACAGAUGUCUGCCCAUAAUAACGGGGCAGACUUCGUCCCCAAUAUCGAGGUCACAGAGAAGAGUUCGUGGGGCGGUCUUGUCCAAACCUGCCAACUAUGGAAGAGGACACCCAUGAUGAUUAUGGCCCCCAGGAUGACAUAAUGAAAGCCAUGCAGUCUGAGCUUCAAAUGAAAGGGGUCCUCAUGUCGAAGGCCUGGGCAGAUCUGUUCGGACUUUUUACAAAAUAUCAGGGGGAACUUAUCAAAAGGGAGCACCAACUUGCUGUGGCGCAAAAAGAAAUCAUUGCAAAAGAACGACAUUUCAAAUCACACGAUGAGAAAUUCUUUAAAGAUAGCGAUCUUGCUUUAAUUCAGAGUGAAUCGAUUGACAAAACACAUCAGAUUAGUAAUUUAGAGACGGACAUACGUUUGAAAGAUGAUCUUCUGGAGAAGGCCAAGAAUGAGAUCAGUGUGAAGGAGGAACAACUGUUUAAAGCUCAGGUUGACCUGAAGCGCCUUCAGUACGACAUGGCUACCAAGCAGGAACAGUUAUUGGCGAAAGAUCGGUUGAUAUCGCGCAUGCAAGAUGAGAUGGCGAAGGAAUCGGCCGAACUGAUGGUCCAGAUUUAUCAGCUGCGGGAAGCGCUGAAGGAGGAGAAGAUGUCACACGACAGGACGCGGGCAACAAGUGAAAACUUUCUCAAGAAUUUGCAGAAUGCCAAGCAGAAUGAGCCUACUUGUAGAUACGAGCCACCCUGCCGUGAUACAGAAACCCCUUCUGAGAACACCAGUUCAUCAAACUCAGGGGCUGUGAUCAUUGAGGAGCGUGUCGAAGAGAAGGAGACACGUAAAGUCUCUAUGCCUGAGUUUAAUGAAUCAGGGGUAGGUAGGGUGCCCAAGAUUCGGCACUUCAUGGCCCGAGAUAGACACAGUCCACCUCGGCGUGAUACAAGCCCUCAGUCACAUGAAAGGCAGCAUAUGCAGCAGCCCCCACAACAAGAGCAAGCAGUUCAGCGGGUGAACGUCCGACCAAUGAACUGUGUCACAUCUUCAGAAAGUGAUGUGAAACCUGAUUUGUUUGUGUUGCAGCGUCAGUGGCGCGGCACUGAAAAUAAGGUGGGACUUGAUUUAAGCUUGGCUCAGAAGCUGCCAAACAGUCAUGCAAUGGUUGAGAAGGACCACAGCCGUCUGGGUUUAACAUGGACUACAUGUUCAAACUCAAAUGUUGUGGAAAACAUCAUUCAGUCCUUCACGUUAGAGCCCGACAGAAUGCCAAACUCGUCAGCAAAUUUGAAUAAUAAUUAUUCUCCGCCUGAAGUGCAUUACUCAUCUGCAGUCAUUGAUCAUGUCGAUAGGCAGCCUGUCUUCCCGGGUCUGAUACAAUCUGGGACACGGCCGACCAUUGAAAUCAGUGAUCGCUCCAAAAGCGAGUCUAGCAGCAACCAAGAAGAAGGUUUACAGACGUCGAGCUCGAACCAAGACGGUACAUCACCGCCAGUGUGUGUCCCUUGCAAGAAGGUCUUCUUCAACGAGAUCAGCUAUCGUAAACAUCUCAAGAACAGCCAUGACCGGCGGUUCAAGUGUGAGGAGUGUGGAAAGAGCUUUGGUACGCGUAUCUACCUGCAGAUUCAUCUGAGGACACACACUGGAGAGAAGCCAUACAAGUGUAAGGAUUGUAAGAAGAGGUUCUCCGUUCAGUCGUCACUGCUCAGGCAUAUCCGCAUCCACACUGGUGAAAAGCCCUACAAGUGUGAGCAGUGUGGCUGGGCGUUCGCUGUCCGCUCCAACCUCAUUCAGCAUAUCCGAACCCAUAGUGGAGAGCGCCCUUACCAGUGCCAGUACUGUAUGGUCAGGUUCACGCGACAGAAUAGCCUGCAGAAACACAUUGUGAUGACGCAUAGCAAGGAGGUCGCCAACAACCCAAAGUCACACUGAGGAAGGUCAGCACGGUCACCUUACAGUUGUUCAAAACCAAGGAAGUCACCAGCGAGGGCGAGGUGUUAACUGACGAAGGAGACUUACUUGUUUUGAUCAACUGGGCCGAGGAGGUCAAAGCCUGACAGAUAGAGCGUUGCUUUAUCAUAUCCAGUUGCUACAUGCAGAUUCCCCAUUUAUCAUGUUCUUGUCCAUAAUUCUCGACUUAUAUACCUCAGAAAUUGUUUGUGUAGCAAUGAUGUUGUUUUGAUUCUUCUGCAUUUGUAAUUGAUAAUUGUGCCAAUAUUUUUUUCUGAGAUGAGACGCUUCGGCACCUCAGGCUUCAGCUUGUUCCAAAAACACAAGACAGAAAGUUUAUUUUCCCCAAAAAGUUUUUGCUCCGAAAGAUAACUUUGCCAAGAUUUGCCACACAGUUAAGUCUCAUCUCUGUCAUUCUUUCAACCGAGGCGAUUCACUGACCUCAAUGACACCAUGAAACGGAAGUGGAAGGCAGGUCAGUUGGGUUGGCAAAACGGCCACAGAGUUUCUGGUAUUCAGAUUAUAACCAUAGCUUCUGUUUACCAGCUUGAAUAGCUUUGUUAAAUUCCAUUCACCGGUGAAGUCUCCAAAAGGCAGUUAUCUAAAACCAAAAGCACUUUCUGUGCUGGAGUAUUUUGAAAUCCACACCAAUGGUCCCAGUUUUGUUUUAAAAGAUUUACAAAAACCUCUUGAUCUACAAACCUAGUUAUUGUAAGUAUGUAACAUUCCAGUGAUAAUAGCAGACUUUGAAGUGUAUGCAUUAGUGAGCAUUAUAAAAAAACAUGGCCGAUCAAAAUAUUUACAGAAUAUGAAUUCAGGUUACUUUUGCUUUUUGAAAACAUUCACGAUCCUCAUAUUGAACAUUUUGUUGGUGACCAUUGGUGUUGUAGCAGGCAGCAUAACGUUUCAUUACUUACUACUUAAAGACUUGUGUGCACCAUAUAAGAUGUAUACAGUCUCCUACCUCCUGGAAGUACACCAGUUUGAACUUGUUUACCAUCAAUUCAGUUCAAGCUUGUGAAUUUCUGGUUUAAUAAACCGGUUUACUGGCGUGAAUGUCUUAUAUUUGAAUGUGCUAAUACUAUACUUGUUUAUUUUAGUGAAACACUAAAAAGUGAAAGUGUGACGAGAGGUGUGAAUCUAGUGUCCUCUUUUUUGGUAUAGAACAGGGUUAAGUUUGCCAUACCUAAUCAAAGGGCCUACCCACAGGUGUCCAUCCAGCACCUCUGACAGGAUUGGAGGCCGACGUCUCGUCAGUGAAUACUUGGCCCAAAAGGACCCUAGUUUUACACCUCUCCCUCUCUACCGGUACCCGGUAAUUGUUAUCUUGUUGUACAUAGCGUUUAAUUAUUGGCAUUGGUUUAUUAUUGUUUUAAUCGUAAAUAUUGAGUUCAUGGGAUGCUAGCGAGGACGGUUUUUCUCUUUGGUUUAUAUUCGGUUGGGCAUUACAUGUUUGAUUUUACUGUGUUGUUUUAUCAUGUGUCACGUUCUGGCUCUUGAAACAUUCCAAAAUCACAAAACAACUUGAAGAUCUAGAUGUUUGUACAGUGGCCAGAUCAGAAUACAUGCCACUGGCUGCCAGUGUGGGUGGCAUGAAGAUCUAGAUGUUUGUACGGUGGUCAGAUCAGAAUACAUGCCACUGGCUGCCAGUGUGGGUGGCAUGAAGAUCUAGAUGUUUGUACGGUGGUCAGAUCAGAAUACAUGCCACUGGCUGCCAGUGUGGGUGGCAUGAAGAUCUAGAUGUUUGUACGGUGGUCAGAUCAGAAUACAUGCCACUGGCUGCCAGUGUGGGUGGCAUGAAGAUCUAGAUGUUUGUACGGUGGUCAGAUCAGAAUACAUGCCACUGGCUGCCAGUGUGGGUGGCAUGAAGAUCUAGAUGUUUGUACAGUGGCCAGAUCAGAAUACAUGCCACUGGCUGCCAGUGUGGGUGGCAUGAAGAUCUAGAUGUUUGUACGGUGGUCAGAUCAGAAUACAUGCCACUGGCUGCCAGUGUGGGUGGCAUGAAGAUCUAGAUGUUUGUACGGUGGUCAGAUCAGAAUACAUGCCACUGGCUGCCAGUGUGGGUGGCAUGAAGAUCUAGAUGUUUGUACGGUGGUCAGAUCAGAAUACAUGCCACUGGCUGCCAGUGUGGGUGGCAUGAAGAUCUAGAUGUUUGUACGGUGGUCAGAUCAGAAUACAUGCCACUGGCUGCCAGUGUGGGUGGCAUGAAGAUCUAGAUGUUUGUACGGUGGUCAGAUCAGAAUACAUGCCACUGGCUGCCAGUGUGGAUGGCAUGCAAAAUGGUAGAAUGUUCAUCUGAGAUAUCUCGGCCAAGUGUCGGAGAUAUGUUGAAUGAUUUGAGAAGCCAGGACAGUUCUGCCGAGAUGACACGAUGCUGUAAAUUGUUGGUUUCUGGGUUAUAAAACAUUUUUAUUGAGAAAUAGGUUUGAAAGAAUGAAAUAUAUAUUCAGGAUUACGCACACUUCCUCUGUAUAAUUGUUGGGUGCGAGUUGUAAAAAAGGGGUUAAGAUUUUAAAACGUAAAAUACAUGACCUCCUUCUCGUGAAGGUGUUACUCCUUGCCCUGGUCACUGAAACGGUUUCUUGUUUUAUUCACACCUGUGAUAAGUAGUAUUCACAUAUCUAAAACAUAAAAAAAAAUUCUUUGGUCGUUCUACAUUUUGGCCCUGUUACAUUAUUCAGUUUAUAAACCUCUGUGUUCACCAGUUUUAGUUAGAGAUUCAAAUUUGAAAAUGCACACAAAUAGUUCUACACCUGGCCGUCUUAUGUUUUUGGGUUUAGUUAACGCAUUAAAUGAAAUGCAGAUGUGUUUUAUUAUUCAAGUGUUCAUGUAUCCUAGAUUAUUCAAGUUACUAUACUGUGACGUCAGUCAGGAGCCUUUCUCACUUAUAUGAUGGAACCUCCUGUCUGAGAAAAAAAACUAUAAAAACGAAAAGAGAUAAUGGUGUACGUGUAGAGAAUUAUAACAUUUAGCUCCAGAUCAGCGAUAGUUACAGAAAACUGACUUGGAUGAGUUUUGUGAGCGUUAGGGUUUGGUGUUUUCUACCUGGUGUAUUUAGUUCUGGUUAAGAGUGGAUGUGAUAGAUAAUACUUAGGUUUGUUGCUCGGUGAUCAUUCUGAAUGUGUUCAUAGAGUUGCCUCAUUUCAUUGGUCGAAUGAGACAAAGCUUUUGUGACGAUGAUUGGAGUUGUAGCAGCAUGUGAUCAGAAGACAGUAGUCUUCCUGAGAUGAUGUGUUCAAUUGGGUCGAAUUUCUGUUGUUAGGAAACAUUUGUAGGAGUCUUUCCAUGGACAUAUCAGGUUGUGUAUAAGAGCAUGACUGUUCAAAAACUCAUACUCCGAUGUCUUUUUGGUUCUGUUUAAGGGUAUUUCUUGGUCUAAAGGGCUCCUAUAAAUUGCUUAAAUCUCACUCGAAAGGUUCCUUACUGAUUCUCAGGGGAGAGGUAGUUCCCUGCCCGGAAUAUUUGAGACCCAAUGAACGUUGGUUUUGGUCUUUGAACAGUCAUGCCCUGGUUGUUAGAAACAAAAUGUGAUAAUGUUUUCACUUUAACUGUUGAAGUUAUUGUUGGAUGUUGGUGUGUCUGGUUAUGGAAUUGACCCCAGUGUUGUUGGUUGAGAUGAUGGGUGAAUUUGUACAGGUAAAUCUUCUUGUAAAUAUGUGGAGAUGAAGUUGGCUCAGUCGCUGAAGUGUAUCAAGGUCGAUAGGCUGUUACUUGAGAGACAGUUUUGGCAAUGCAAUCCAUUGAGUGGUUGGAGAAACUAUCAAACUUGAGAUACCAAGGUCACCAAUGGCUUAGUUAGUCUCAAUGACUGUGUCUGGUCACUGUAAAUAGCGGGACACUGUUCUUUAGUGAUGAGGUGACGUCUGGAGGGUCAUGUAUAUUGUUAUUGUUAUUAUUAUCAUGUAUUAUCUCAGGGUACACAUAACCCGCAGAUACUCCGAGGUUACUCCAACAAUCAAGGUUUGUUGACAUCGGCGGCGGAUUUCAGAUUCGUUGACGUGAGGGGUUGAAUUCUGGUCUUCUCGUUCGAUAGGAUCAGUGAUGUAAUUGUGGGAAUAUUGUGCUAAAUGGUUUUGUUCGGCCUGUCUGUGGUCGUGCAUGUAUGUGAGUGCCAACAGGUGAUAUGGUGAUGCGAACUUGAGGCUUGGCUUGGCCUUGAUAUUUGGAGUGACUUCGAUGCCUCAUUCAAAAGUAACAUAGUAUGUAAAUAGCUACUAUACAAGGUCAGUAUAUCAUGUUCUUGGGUGUUUGAGAACUAUUGUUGAGUUCGAUUAUAAUCUUGUAUUAUUGUUACAUUUAUUUGUAAAAACGGCAUUGACAUAGCGUUAUGUUGAAAAGUGAUCUAUAACAUUUGUGAUUUAUUAGUAGCGUGAUAUGUAUGGUGAUGUGCCAGCAGAACCUGUAGGGGGCGGUUCUCAGAAGUGGUCAGCACUUGGCCAGUCCACUUUCAACUACUCAACAUCAAUACUGAUUAAUCCAAAUGUUAAAUAAAGCGGUAAUUGAUGGCGAUUAUGUUAUUUUCAUUGAAUGUGCUAUCCACAAUCUUCGUGCUGACAAGUACCUUUUAAAAACAAGUGUGCUCCACCAUAUAUAACUUUAUAACUCUCAUGUGCUUAUGUUAUUAGCGUAUACAAUUUAAAUUUUGAUCUAUUUGUGUUGCACAGAAAAUAUAUCUAAAGAAACGUCUAAUGUUAUCAAUUGCAAUGAUAGAUCCAGUUUUUGUGUAGAACCUACUGACUUCCAUUUUGGCCAAAAUUUGUGUGCAAGUUGAUAGAUUCAUCAUGAACCAUUAUAUUGGGUUUCUUUUAAAGUUGUUUUUGCUGAAUUGCAGUGGAUAUAACCUCCUCCCAUUUAUCAAAACAAUUGAGGAGCAAAUUCAUCCUUAGUUGAAUGAGAGGCCAUGCUGUGACAUCAUCGGGACAUCUAUUUUGAAUGUUAGUCUGUUUGAGUGUCCUGGACCUUGCUGACAAAGUGAGCUACAUGUUGAUCACGCCACAUGCCAAUAUUACAUUGAUUUCAACAUUCAAAAUGGUGACUUUCUGUGAUGAUGUCAUCUGCACUCUCUCAGUCAGUCUCUAGUUGGUGUCUUAAGGGAACUGGUGAUGACUCGUAGUGAUUUGUUCUACUCUUCCUUUAAAACACUUAUUAGUACAUUUGGAAUAUCCACAUUUUCACUGCCUCAUAUAAUCUCAGGUUAAAAAAUGCUUCAUUUAAAUCAACUGUGUGAUAGUUAAUUAUUAAAGCAGACAUAAGCUUACUAUAUUUAGGCUUGAAAUGCAACAAAAAUUGUUGAAAGCGGGUAUUUGUUGUCGUGAGAGGAUCAUAGAAUAUGUGGACAUAUUCGUGAGUGUUGUUGAGCAGAGUCUGGAACUUAAAUUGUAAUUAUAUUAUAACUUCACGUAUGUUCUAUAUAACCUCGAUACAUUGUUGUCAGUUUGAAGUUUAUACCGGUAGUACUGACUUAUUUGAUGUGAAAGUUCAUGAUCUGUGACACAUACAGGCAUUCUCUUAUUGCCGAUCAAAGCUCUUCAUGUAUUGGAAUAAAUCCAGUCAAGAUCACAGAAGAAUGAUCAACCAGAACUCAACUUCUGAAGUCAUGUUUUGCAUGGAAGGUCCAUGUAUUGUCAUCUAUCAUGGACUAUUUGUAUUUACACCAUUCUGUCAACUGUCUUAAGAAGUCACCAGGCUAUGUACGGUACAUUGGUUUCCAUGCAGUGUUGCAGGGUACUCGGUUCUGUUAGAAUACCAGUGUUGUGCUCCAACCAAAGUUAUCAGUACACUCACUGUUUUGGUGAAUUUGAUGUCCUUCUUCCAGGAUGAGGCCAGUCAAACUAGUUGUUGUGCUCUUCACAGCUUUAUUAUUGCCACCUUGAAGGGAUUUUUGAAUGUCAACAAUCAGACUGACCCAGUUCCAUACAUGUGAUAACGUCACAACAUAGCCAAAAACAAUCAGUGGUUCAAAAUACAUUGUAAGUUGACAGUGAAUCAACAACCGCUAUGGUUUGAAAUGAAACGGUGAAUUCUCCAUUUCAUGAUAAAGUUCCUGGUGAUAUCAUUCUACUGGUUUUAACUUUGUAUCUAUCCAACAAUAUAUUAUUGUAUCUUAGUUGAUUUCGGUGUUAUUAAGGUGAUGUUUAUUGAGCCGGUGAUGACCGUAUAAGCUUUAAUGAGUUAUGUAUGUUAUAUAGUCUAUGAGUAACCUCACACUGUACAUAUUGUAGAUAUUGUUAUUCAAGUUCUGACUGUUUGAUUGUUGAAGAAUUGUCUAUUGUGAUAGGAUACUUGAAUUUGAUUUCUGCAUGUUCUAGAUUGGUUCCAAACUUUCUCACAAGGUGGUAGAACAAAGUUUGGCCACUCCCUAGCCUGAGGGACUCGCCUGGGAAUGGUCUGUCCUCUUACAAGCGAUUGGGAACCAAUCUGUCCAUGUUACACUUGGUACAUCUGGUUUCCUGACCUCAAAUCAUGGAAUACCAAUCCAUCGCGACGAGUCAAAGAAUAUAGAUAUCUAUUCAAGGCAGAAAUGUAUUUUGAUUUAUUGAUGAAUAUUUAAAAGUUUAAGUAAAUACUAGAUUCAAAAUGUAAUUUAUCCCCUUGCUGUUCAAAUGAUAAAAAGAUUGUUGUACAUGUAAACGUUAUUUACAGUAAACUGUUGACAAUAUUGAAAAUUUUAUCCAAACGUCUACCAAAACAGUUGUUUGUGUUCGGAGAAGUGGGUUUCAAAAUGUUUCUGUGAUAGAAAGUUUAGACUACGUUUGAUGUUUUGUUAUAACUCAACAUGUACUCAUAUUAUUUUGGUUAGAUUGCGUUGAUUUCAAAACAAACUCCUUACAUAAUGUUACUUUUGGAUCCAAUGUUUCCUUAUAAGUUUAAUCAUAAAGUUUCCAGAACAGUUUAUUCAUAGCAUUUUGAAGAGUUCAUCUGAAAAGAUGCAACUUCUUUAACUUAGAUUUUACCUCAUGUUGACCUAUGUUUGACCAGUUUCUCUCUGAUCUUGAAGUAAUCAUGACGUGUUGUUAUCAUCAGAUAGAGGGAAGCUAUUGAGAGUGUUGGGCAUCCGUAUCCCUCCUUACUGUGCAGCAGAGUUAAGGAUUGCCGCACACCACUGAUGUGUAUUUACUGGUCAUAGGAGAGGAACUGGUCAGAAGUUUCUGGGCAUUAACUUACUUGGUUUCUCGGUUUUAACCGCUGGAUGAUGACCUGUAGUAUCUGUUGUAACUUCCUAGGUUGUUGUUGACAUUCUUCAAAUCUUAUAUUUUUCAUAGCAAAACCUGUAUCACUACGUACAAUAUUAUUGAAUCGGUAUCAAUAAAAUCAUGUACACUAUUUAUA